GCGGCGAUUCCCCGCUCCCUUCGUACACCGUUCCCUCGUUCGAAUACAUUGGGUUUAAAUUCGAAUCUACUGGCGACAAUAUUUGUAAUGGACGCUGAUUUAGAUGAUUUGCUUGAUGAUGCAUUGAAUGAUUUCGAAGCAGUUUCAUUGAAUGAGAAUAAACCACCUGCAGCAAAGCCUGUAAAGGAUGAAGCUGUAGAAGCUGCUGGGACUUCUAAUAAAGAUGGGGAUGCAUUGAAGCAAGGGGGAAGCGGAAAGACAAAAGUUGCUCCGGAUGAAAUGGGGAAAUUAUUUGAGGAAGAAUGGAUGAAGUCAAUAAACGAGUUAACGGGCAAUGCAGGUGGUGACCCUGAACAAGCUGCACAAAUGCGAGCGUUCCAGAAAGAAAUGAUGAAAGGGUUAGAUCCGAACAACCCUCUUUUUGCUCCAAUGGAUGGGAGCAAGGAUCCUCCCAAGAGCUACGAAGAUGCGAUGAAAGAAACUCUUGAGUUUUUAUCGAAAGGUCCGGAUGCAACUUCGAGCGGGGAGGAUGAUCCUUUGGAUAAGAUCUUCGAUGAGAUGAUGGGGGCAGGUGGGGACGGGGAACUUGGGAUGAUGGAAAACAUGAUGAAGUCUAUGUUAUCUAAAGAUAUGUUGUAUCCUCCCAUGAAGGAGAUGUGUAAUGAAUACCCUGUAUGGCUGGAAAAGAAAGGGAGUGAACUACCAGUUGAUGUACGCUCAAAUUACGAACAACAAUUAUCGUUUUUGCGGCAAAUCUGCCACGAAUUUGAAUCGGAAAAAGACUCGGACCCUGAAAAAGUUAAAAAUCAACGUUUUCAAAAAAUAAUGGAACUAAUUAAUUCAAUGCAACAAUAUGGGCAACCUCCAACUGAUUUAAUGGAAGGGAAAAAUCCAUUAACGCCCUCUCCUGACGCAUGUGUUAUUGCGUAAUAUUUGUAAUUUUAAAAAUGGUAUUAUUUUCAAUUAGUUCAUUUUUCUGAAAUAGUAGGGUAAUGAAUUUUUUUAAAGAAUACUGAUUUAAUUGCAUAAAACGCACAUUUUCUGGUCAGUUUCAAUACACACAUGACAGCCAAUGUAUGUCAUGUUUAUUUAGAUUCUUUUUUGCUGAAAUAAUAGGGUAAUGUCAUAUCUUUCUAAUCACGUAGCAAUUGUUGACUGUCUUGUUCUUAAAUCAUGUACGGAAAAGCUAAUGUGUAUUUUUAUAUACAAUUAAUUUAACAACUAUUUUCAAACUUCUUGCAAACUUUUAAUUUUUGUUUAUUUAAUAUUAGAUAGACUUGUAUUUUUUUCUUUGCUUUUAUUUUCCUUGUAAUUUGUGUAUGAAAUUUCUACAACAACCAAAUUUCAAGAUAAAUGUUGCUGACAGACACAGUUUAAAUCCAACAAAGUCCUUUUAAAAGUAAUUAUGCACAAAAGUUUCUACUAUAUUUGUUGUCGUUUUCUUUUUAUUCCAUAUGGGUAAAGUCAUGUGACAAAAAGCAUAAGAUUUAUGCCAGAGUUAGCCCAUUACCACAACAUUGUAUAUGCUCAUUCUAUUCUAUAUGGGUGAGGUCCUACAGUGAGGCAAGCCAUCGGACCUGGGAUUUAGGUCAAAGUUGACCUAUUACUGCACCACUCUAUAUUUUUUCUUCUAAAUGAUUUAAGAAAAUUAAAAUACCUUUUAAUUCCAG
Messenger RNA from Ciona intestinalis (vase tunicate), 1670 nucleotides. RefSeq names its product peroxisomal biogenesis factor 19. NCBI's taxonomy places the organism in Eukaryota, Metazoa, Chordata, Ascidiacea, Phlebobranchia, Cionidae. Gene Ontology annotation, cellular component: peroxisomal membrane; peroxisome. The record is from RefSeq and is a predicted model, not a curated record. Gene Ontology annotation, biological process: protein import into peroxisome membrane.